Molecule: messenger RNA, 1248 nt
Organism: Tigriopus californicus
Lineage: Eukaryota; Metazoa; Arthropoda; Copepoda; Harpacticoida; Harpacticidae
Product: histidine-rich glycoprotein-like
Exons: 2
Coding region: 144-1193 (349 amino acids)
Source: RefSeq, a predicted model, not a curated record
UUGAGGAGGAAGAAGGUAUAUAGGGAUGUCACAGGACGAUGAACGAGACCAGUGUUGUCAGUGCCACUCGAUGUGGUAGGACGUCAUUGAAGUUGCUCCGUGAACCGUGUUCAUUUCAAGGGGGGUGAAGUGGAAAUUGAACAAUGGCAAAGUUUGCGAUCCUCAUUUUGGCUGCCAUGAUGGGCAUGGUGGCAUCAGACGCGGGUUAUGGCUAUGCUAGACCUAGCGGUCGCCAUUAUUCCGCUGGUUACGGCAGAUACGGCCACGGGUCCCGUUUUGGGUCCCAUUAUCGAGGCUACAAAGGGUUUCGAAGGGGCAGUACCUAUGGAUAUGCAAGAAGCCAUUACCCUAAAUCUUCGUACAGAUCCCGAAACUACCACCCUGAACCAACAUCCUAUCACUCCAAAACGAUUGUUCAUCACGAGCCCGAGCCUUAUCACGCCAAGACCGUGGUGCAUCAUGAGCCCGAGCCUUAUCACGCCAAGACCGUGAUUUAUCACGAACCCGAACCCUACCAUCCGGAACCAGCUCCCUACUCUGCCAAGAUCCAUUCACCGCCAGAACCUGUGCGACGCUACGGAUACACUCGUAAAUACCACAAGCCCGAGGUACACGUGGUGGCUCAACCUCUGCCUUCUAAAGUCUAUGAACCUGAGCCCGUGCCCGUUUACGAUUCCGAGCCCGCUUAUGUUCAUGAGGAGGUUGUUGUCCCUGUUAGCCAAACCGUUUACAAAGAAGAGAGACACGGUCCUGGUCAUCAGACUCACGUGGAAACUGUGGUCAUCCCUCUUGGUGUCGACCAUCAUCAAGAGCAUUCCCAACAUGGAUCUGGUCAUGAUAUUCAUGACCAGGAGCACCACCAUGAGCGUCCGGGUCAUGUGGCUCAUCAUGCCAAUCAUGAUCAACAUGGCACCCAUGAUGACCACCAUCAUCAUGAGCACCAUGAAGACCAUGGCGAUCACGGGAUUCAUCACGAAGAGACUAGCUACCGCGACCCUCAUGGUAAUCUCCGAACGGAAACGCACCAUGAAGAGCAUAGCGCUCAUGGACCUCCUUUGGUGGUUCACUCUGAACGAGGUACCAACUACAAACCCCAUCCUCACGUGAAGACAGCCUUCAAUAGGAGGGUUAAGGCCCAACGCUUUCCAGUCCACCCCACGCUCAAAUAUGGGGCUCACAUCUUGCCCAAAUAAUGAGCAUUGAGAACCGACCCAAAUAACUUGAUUGAUUAAAGUCCUUUCGAGUAGA